AUGUCAUCUAUGAAUCCCCUUCCUUUACUAGGACCUCAUUUACCUACAUUCAUUCUAUCCACAACCUUCUUUUACGGGACACAAUACACUUCACAUUCGAUUUCACCUAGAUUAGUCAAGAAAUAUGGAGAAUUUGAUAGACGUACUAAAAUAGGCUGGGCUACUCAUGUAGUUUCGAUGGUACAUGCUAUACUGGUAAUUCCUUUAGCGAUAAGAUGUAUCCAGUCUCAAACGUUGAAAUCAGAUCCUGUGUUCGGAUACGAUCCUUUCGUAGGACAUGUAUUCGCUUUUAGUUCUGGUUAUUUCUUAUGGGAUACUUUGGAUUCAUUGAUGAAUUCAUCUAUCGGAUUUGUCGUUCAUGGCGCUGCUUGUCUCGCUGUAUUCAUGUUUUCAUUCCGGCCUUUCUUAGCUGGAUUUGGAGCUCCUUUCCUUCUUUGGGAAUUAUCAACACCUCUACUCAAUAUCCACUGGUUUAUGGACAAAGCUGGCCUUUCGACUAAAUACCCAACUUUCUUCCUCGUCAAUGCCUUAUUGUUCAUGUUGGUAUUCUUCCUCGCGAGAAUAGUAUAUGGUGGAGCAAAUAGCUUACUCUUCUUCCAUACGAUGUGGACUGAACGACAUCGUAUUCCACUCCAUUUGCAUGCUAUCUACUGUCUCGGAAAUCUCGCGCUUAACGCUCUUAAUUGGUUAUGGUUUUCCAAAAUGCUAGCUAAGAUGUAUGCCCGUUUGCAAGGUGAAGAGAAACCUACCAGCUCAGACAAGACUCAAGUAAAGGAGGAAUCAAAUGACACUUUUUUGAAAGACGAUGCUAAGAUAGGUGAAGCACCAACGGAUACCACGCAUGUAACAGAAGAAGCAAGUUUGAGUUUACCUGUUAAUCCACCUAGUCCAAUCGUAGAGAAAUCAGAUAAGGAAGGGUUAUAG
This is a messenger RNA of Kwoniella shivajii, 924 nucleotides long. RefSeq lists its product as uncharacterized. The coding region runs from base 1 to 924 and encodes 307 amino acids. NCBI's taxonomy places the organism in Eukaryota, Fungi, Basidiomycota, Tremellomycetes, Tremellales, Cryptococcaceae. Gene Ontology annotation, biological process: lipid homeostasis. Gene Ontology annotation, cellular component: endoplasmic reticulum; membrane. The record is from RefSeq and is a predicted model, not a curated record. The transcript is spliced from 7 exons.